AUGGAAAAAGAAAAUUUGGAAUUAGAAGAGCUUGAAUUAAAAGAGAAAUUAGAUGAAUCGAUUAAAAUUUGUAGAAGUAAAAGUGAAGAAUUGGUUAAUAAUUUAAAAUAUUGUUUAGAAAGUAGAGAUUUUGAAAAAUUUAAUGAUUUUUUCGAUCCAAAAGCAGUAUUAAAUCAUUGUAAUGAAGAGAUAAUUGGUAGAAAUUUAAUAAAGAAUUCUAUAAAUGACCUUUAUAUUGAUAAAGAAUUAAAACUUUACAAAGUAAGAACAUUGAUUGAUUCAAAUCAAAGACAUAUUGCAUGUGAAUGGGUCACAAGAAGAAGAGAUUUAAAUAGUGAUAACCAAUAUGACCAAGGUAUGGCAAGUUGGUAUUUAAAAUUAUCACCAAAUGAUUAUACCGUUAAAACAUGGUAUAUUUGGAUUGACAGAGUUUUCGAUGGUGAUAAAGUCGCAAAUUUACAAAUACCAAUACCAAAGGAAUCAGGCUGGAUACCAUGUCCCAUUCAGUAUUAUUCUCGUAAGGAGAUGUCUGAAUUCUUGCGUUUAAGAAGUCAAUCGUUUGAAGAGGAGGAUUUGGAUUUGUGGGGAUCAUACAUUCAUGAUGACAUUGUUGUACGUCCACCUUGGAAUGAACAGGUCAAUAAGAAUUGUUGUAUCGAAGGUGCAAAAGAGUUCUUUAACAAUUAUGAUUCUCCAUCCAUAUCGAAAAUGGAGUUACUCUAUGAUGAAACUAUUCCAAAUUGGUGUGUUUACAUUCAAAUCUUUUCAAGUACAAAUAAAAAAACUGGUAAAAAAGGUGAAGAUAUUGAUUUUGUUUUCAAUGAAAUUAUUGAUGGUAAAGUUCGUUAUUGGAGAUCUUAUUUCAAUGCAAAUUUUAAUAAAAUUUUUACUGAAAAUAAUUUUAACUUUUUCAUUGAAACUUUAUCAAAAUGUUCAAAAAAUCAAAAAAAUUUAGAAAAUCAAAAAAAAUUAAAUUCAUCAAAUAAUAACAAUAAUAAUAAUAAUAAUAAUAAUAAUAAUAUUAUUGGUAGUGGUAAAGAUUAA
Molecule: messenger RNA, 1044 nt
Organism: Dictyostelium discoideum AX4
Lineage: Eukaryota; Evosea; Eumycetozoa; Dictyosteliales; Dictyosteliaceae
Exons: 2
Coding region: 1-1044 (347 amino acids)
Source: RefSeq, a predicted model, not a curated record